AGGAAAAAGGGGAAUUCUGCACGCAAUUAGUCCUUUGAACCGUGGUUCUUUCUUGAGAGCCUCGAGUGGAGACGGGGGUUGGUUAAUAUCCUGUAGUUGUACUCCAAGAUAAAAGUGAUAUAAAAAUCUCAGAGGGGAUUAGGAUUCUGAUGCAAUACUGCUUCUUCAGCCCUGGGGCAUCAAAGCUGUGAAAUCGGCAACUGUUAUUGCGCCGAUUGGCUUCUUCGAUACAUGUUCAGGAUGGAGAUUGAUUCAUCAUCAUCAUCCGAACCCAACACGCCUCCGCUUUCUCCAAAAGAUCAUAUACUCAAGAGGCUUGUCCUGAUUGGAGUUCCUGAAGACAGACUCGAUCAUCAGGAGUCUGGCUUAGUUUCAUAUGUUAAAGAAAACAAACAUCGAAUACCAGAUAUCGUCUCUGCACUUUUACCAACUGAUGUUGAAAUGGAAACUGCCAUGGAAGUCCAGUCAGAACCUCCUGCUAGAUCAAAGAUUGAAGAUUUACUACAUGAAAGUAUGAUCUGGUUACAGUGGUUGAUGUUUGAUGGUGAUCCUAGUGAAGUCCUGCAACGCCUGGCAAUCAUGAAUAUCGGUCAACGUGGUGUUUGUGGGGCUGUUUGGGGUCACAAUGAUAUAGCAUAUCGCUGUAGAACAUGCGAACAUGAUCCCACUUGUGCAAUUUGUGUCCCAUGUUUCCAAAAUGGUAACCACAAAGACCAUGAUUACUCCAUCAUAUAUACAGGUGGUGGAUGCUGUGAUUGUGGGGAUGUGACUGCAUGGAAACGUAGUGGCUUUUGUUCUAAACAUAAAGGAGCUGAACAGAUACAGCCACUUCAACAAGAUGUUGCAAAUACUUUAUCUCCUGUUCUUGAUUCCCUUCUCGUUUUCUGGAAGAACAAACUGCUAUUUGCAGAGAGCAUUCAUCAAGAUCGCGAUCGACCCACUCUUGAUGAUAAUGUUGCAGAACAGAAAAAGGUUGCAGAUGAGCUGACAUCAGCGGUGGUAGGGAUGCUUUUGGAAUUUUGCAAGUGUAGUGAAAGUUUACUCAGUUUUGUUUCUGGAAGGGUAUGCUCUUUGGUUGGUUUGUUGGAUGUUCUUGUAAUGGCAGAGAGGUUUUUAAGCACUGAAGUUGUCCGGAAGCUUCAGGAGUUACUGUUGAAAUUACUAAGUGAUCCUUUCUUCAAGUAUGAGUUUGCAAAGGCUUUUUUACGGUAUUACCCUACAGUUGUGAAUGAAGCUGUAAAAGAGUGUAAAGAUUCUAUUUUUAGAAAGUAUCCACUGCUGCCGACAUUUUCUGUUCAAAUCUUCACUGUUCCUACUUUGACACCACGCCUUGUUAAGGAGAUGGAUCUUUUGGCAAUGCUGUUGGAUUGUUUGACCAAUAUAUUCAGUUCUUGUUCUAGAGAGGAUCAUCGACUACAGGUUUCCAAAUGGGGAAACUUAUAUGAAACAACUCAUCGUGUGGUUGAAGACAUUCGAUUUGUCAUGAGCCAUUCAACAAUUCCCAAAUACAUGACAUGUGACAGGCGUGAUAUCUCAAGAACAUGGAUGAAACUUUUAGCUUUUGUCCAAGGCAUGAGCCCUCAAAAAAGAGAAACAAAUAUUCACAUAGAAGAAGAAAACGAAAACAUGCAUUUACCUUUCGUUUUAGGUCAUUCAAUUGCAAAUAUUCAUGCUCUGUUAGUGGCUGGAGCAUUUUCCAACAAAGAAACAGAAGAUGAAUCAGUUAUUGAUGAACAAGAUAGUUUAAGACAUGCAAAAGUGGGAAGACUUUCACAAGAAAGCUCUGUUUCUAGUGUGACUGGGAGUGGAAGGGGUAGUGAUAGUUUCACAGUGUUGACUUCAAUUUCAUGGUUGACUUUUGAGUGUUUAAGAGCGAUUGAAAACUGGUUGAAAGUGGACAAUACAUCAGGAGAUCUUAAUUCGAGAGGAACCAAUGCUUCUGGUAGUAAUUUCUUUCAGUUAAAGAGAACACUUUCUAAGUUUAGAAAGGGAAAAACUAUCUUCAAGUCACCUUCAAGUAAAACUAUGGGUGGUGGUGUUCAUCAACGUUUGACCGGGUCAAAUGAGACCAUUUCUGCAGGUUUAAUCGAUCAUCAAAUGGAAGGAGAUUAUACAAACGAAUUGGAAUCACUUAGUGUUCUAAGUUUAUCAGAUUGGCCAGAAAUUGAAUAUGAUGUUAGUUCACAGGAGAUAUCAGUACACAUUCCAUUACACCGAUUGCUGUCAUUGGUUUUACAAAGAGCAUUAAAAAGAUGUUAUGGUGAAUCUGAAUCUGAAUCUGAAUCUGGAUUGCCAGCUGUAUAUGGUGAUUUCUUUGGUCAUGUUUUAGGUGGUUGCCACCCGUAUGGAUUCUCAGCUUUUGUAAUGGAACAUCCUUUGCGAAUUAGGGUUUUCUGUAGUGAAGUUCAUGCUGGAAUGUGGAGAAAAAACGGGGAUGCUGCAAUAUUAUCUUAUGAGUGGUAUCGUUCUGUUCGAUGGUCUGAACAGGGUUUAGAACUUGAUCUAUUUCUUCUACAGUGUUGUGCUGCAUUAGCCCCUGCAGAUCUUUAUAUUGCUAGAAUCAUCGAACGUUUUGGUCUUUCAAGUUAUCUUUCCUUAAAUUUGGAAAGAGCUAGUGAGUAUGAAGCGGUUUUGGUACAAGAAAUGCUAAAUCUUAUUAUACAGAUAGUAAAAGAAAGGCGAUUUUGUGGAUUAACUACAGCUCAAUGUCUACAACGUGAGUUAAUCUAUAAGCUAUCAACCGGAAAUGCUACUCAUAGUCAACUGGUCAAAUCCCUUCCUCGUGACCUUUCCAAAGUAGAACAAUUUCAACAAAUUUUAGACACUGUAGCCGAGUAUUCAUAUCCAUCUGGAAUCAAACAGGGUAUGUACAAAUUACGGUUGGAAUACUGGAAAGAGUUGGAUUUGUAUCAUCCUCGUUGGAACUCACGAGACUUGCAAGUUGCAGAAGAAAGAUACUUGCGUUUUUGUAGUGUUUCUGCAUUGAUGAAUCAGCUCCCAAAAUGGACAAAAAUCUAUCCUCCUCUUAAUGGGUUAGCUAAAGUAGCCACAUGUAAAAUAGUUCUUCAAAUCAUCCGAUCUGUUCUUUUCUACGCGCUUUUUACAGAUAAAUUAAUCGCAUCGCGUGCGCCAGAUGGCGUUCUUAUAACAGCAUUGCACUUGUUGUCACUAGCUUUGGACAUUUCUCAAGCACAGAUCGAGUCACAAUCUGGUGGUUUUGAUAAUUCUAUUCCCCUUUUAGUCUUUGCUGCUGAAGAAAUAUCUACAGGGUUGAAUGAUGGAUAUGAUGAUCAAAGCUUGCUGUCGCUUCUUGUGUCGCUAAUGAGGAUAAAUAAGAAGGAAAAUGCUUAUAACUAUGUGGAGUCUGGUGGGUUUGACCUUUCUUCUUUGAUUAAGAAUCUUCUUCAGAAGUUUGCUGAGCUGGAUGCUGGAUGUUUAACAAAACUGCAAAUGUUGGCGCCUGAAGUUGUUAAUCAGUUAUCUUAUUCUGGUGAUGUGAGUAACAACAGUGCACCUGUUUCUGAUAGUGAAAAAAGAAAGGCAAAAGCACGUGAGAGACAAGCUGCUAUAAUGGAAAAGAUGAAGGCUCAGCAGUCAAAGUUCAUGGAGAAUAUGACAGAAGACACUGGCUUAGAUGACACAAAUGACCCUGAAGAAAGUCUUCCUGAUGUCACAAAUGAUUCAGAUGUACAAGUUGUCUGCUCUCUUUGUCAUGAUGCAAAUUCCAAGAUUCCUGUCUCUUUUCUAAUUCUACUCCAGAAAUCCAGGCUUGUGAGUUUACUUGACAAAGGUCCCCCAUCAUGGGAAAAAGAAGCUCAAAGAUCUGGAAAGGAACAAGUCAAUGAGGACACAUUGACUGUUAAAUCAUCUGAAACAGUAAAUUCCCAGUUAAUGGAAGUCAUUCAGACUGCAAUUAAUGAAUUUGCAUCCACUGGUCAACCAAGAGAGGUUGAUGCUUUUCUGGAGUUUAUAAAAACCCGAUUCCCUUCUCUCAACAAUAUAAAUAUUCCUCCUCAAACAGCACAUGAUAGUAGUCAAAGUCAACAAACCACAGCUUCAGCUUCGGGUGAUGCAUUUGAAGAAGAUAUGUACACACUCAUUCUGGAUGUUAUGGAAAAUAAUGUGGGGGAAUCAGACGUUUUGAUUGAUGAGGUGGAUUUUUCGAUUCCUGGAAGUAGUUCAUACAGUAGUUAUGAUACAAAUGAAUCUCUUUUGCUUGGAAAGUACAUUGCCUCUCUCUCUCAUGAAGUUGUAAAUAAUCCAUCAUCAUCAUCAUCAUCUUCAUCAGAAAACGUGGGGUCCCCUAAUGGUAAGCCACAGAUAGGUGCUUCAGUUACUUCACGGUUGCCAUAUGAUGGAUUUGGGCCUUCGGAUUGUAAUGGCAUUUAUGUUACUUCUUGUGGCCAUGCUGUCCAUCAAGGUUGCCUUGAUCGUUAUCUACGCUCCCUGAAGGAAAGAUACACAAGAAGGAUUGAUUUUGAAGGAGGACAUAUUGUGGAUCCGGAUCAGGGGGAGUUUUUAUGUCCUGUUUGUCGGGGCCUUGCAAAUUCUGUCCUACCUGAUUUGCCUAGAGAAGGAACGAUAAUGAAGGAGAGUGUAGCAUCCAAAAUUCCAAAUCUGUCCCCCAUGGAUGCUGCUAACUACGAAUCAUCUGAACAUCUUCUUCUUCUUAAACAAUCCCUCUCUCUUUUACAAGCUUCUGCAGAUGUUUCUAGAAGGAACGAGUUCCUCAAAUCUUUUCCAGUAAAACACAAAGGAGGAACAGGGGCGAAUCUUGAAUCUGUGGUUCAUUUACUACAUGAAAUGUAUUUUCCAGGAAAUGAUAAAAUCUCAGGAUCAAGUCGAUUGAGCGACUCCAUGAUCAUGUGGGACACACUCAAGUAUUCCCUUGUGUCUACAGAAAUUGCUGCUAGAUCUGAAAAAACUUCACAUGCCACCAAUUAUAGCGUUAGUUCAUUGUAUGAGGAAUUAAGAUCUUCCAGUGGCUUCAUUUUGUCAUUGUUGCUGAAAAUUGUCCACAGCAUCCGUUCCCAAAAUUCUCUUGAUGUUCUUUUAAGAUUAAGGUGUAUUCAACAGUUUGCAAAGUCUAUACAUGCUGAUACUCUCAAUGAACUACCUGGUCAUACAAACAGAGUUGAAGAAAAUAUGAUGAGCAUAUUGGAAAAUGCUGACAUGGGCAUACGAUUCCCUGAUGUACAGUUUUGGACCAUGGCAUCCAAUCCUGUCCUUGCAUCUGAUCCCUUUUCAACUUUAAUGUGGAUCCUCUUCUGUCUUCCAGUCCCAUUUAUGUCCUCUGAGAAAUCAUUCUUGCCUCUUGUUCAUAUGUGCUAUGUUGUCUCCAUUACUCAGGCUGUAAUAACAUAUUUUGGGAAAAACGAAUCUGCUAUGGAUGAUUUCAGUUACCAUGAAUCUCUCAUCACAGACAUAUACAAAUUCAUGGGUGAACACGUGUUGAUACGUCAAUAUUUUGUUUCCAAUUAUAUUGAUAGUUCUCGUGAUAUUAAGGAGACAAUUCGUAGCUUGAGCUUUCCAUUCUUAAGAAGGUGUGCACUGUUAUGGAAAUUAAUGAACUCUUCAAGUUUAGCACCGUUUAGUGGGGCCCAUAGAUCAUCACAAUCAUUUGAAGAUAGAAUGGAUUUUGCUUAUGGUUUUGCUGAAGAGUUUGUUGAAAUUGAAGAGUUGGAGAAGAUGUUCAAGAUUCCAACAUUAGAGAACAUUGUUAAUGAUGAGGUGUCACGUUCUCUGGUUUUAAAAUGGUUGAAUCAUUUUGCUAGAGAAUUUGAAGUAGGGGUUUUGUACAAAACCCCUGUUGUCCCAUUUAAGUUGAUGGUUUUGCCUUACCUCUACCAAGAUCUCUUACAAAGGUACAUAAAACAGAAGUGUGUUGACUGUGGAGCAGUUCAAGAUGAACCUGCAUUAUGCUUGUUGUGUGGUAAAUUGUGCUCACCAAGCUGGAAGACAUGCUGCAGGAAUAACAAGUGCCAAACUCAUGCAAUGUCUUGUGGUGCUGGUACUGGUGUGUUUCUUUUAAUCAGGAAAACCACAAUAUUACUUCAAAGAUCUGCACGUCAGGCACGUUGGCCAUCUCCAUACUUGGAUGCAUUUGGUGAAGAGGAUGUUGAAAUGCAUAGGGGAAAGCCAUUGUAUCUGAACGAGGAACGCUAUGCAGCAUUGAGUCAUAUGGUGGCUUCUCAUGGACUUGAUCGUAGUUCAAAAGUGUUGCAUCAGACAUCAAUUGGAGCUUUUCUAAUGCUAUAGAGAUAUAUAUAUAUAUAAUAUAGUCUUCAUGUGACCUAUACUUCUACUCUACUGGAGGGUCAGGGUCAGGGGAGUGGCAGAUUGGGUAGGAAAUUAAGAUGAAUUUUUCAUGUUCAUGGUUAGGUGUUUAGGAGGGCUUGAGAGAAGGUUAUUGAUGAAGCCAAGUUGCAGACACACAUACAGGGUUGAUUGGUGCACUCAAUUCGUAUGCUGAUGAAACAUUUGACUAAAGAAAGAGUCGUUGGGUGGGGGGGUGGGUAUAUGUAAAUGUAUAUGUGCAAGUGGGCUGUGUUGGUGGUGUAUGUGUGUAUGUUUGUGUUGCAGAUGCAGGAUUUGAAUUGACAUGCAACCAGAAAUGUUUUAUUUGUCAAGUUUUCUUUAAAAUUUCAAAAAAGUAAAGCGUUCUUUUAGUUAAAAUCUAAA
Lactuca sativa (garden lettuce) is the source of this 6681-nucleotide messenger RNA. It is a transcript of the gene PRT6, whose product is annotated as proteolysis 6. Gene Ontology annotation, biological process: ubiquitin-dependent protein catabolic process via the N-end rule pathway; protein ubiquitination. Gene Ontology annotation, cellular component: ubiquitin ligase complex; cytoplasm. Lineage: Eukaryota; Viridiplantae; Streptophyta; Magnoliopsida; Asterales; Asteraceae. Gene Ontology annotation, molecular function: ubiquitin protein ligase activity; zinc ion binding. The record is from RefSeq and is a predicted model, not a curated record.